Molecule: messenger RNA, 663 nt
Organism: Salvelinus sp. IW2-2015
Lineage: Eukaryota; Metazoa; Chordata; Actinopteri; Salmoniformes; Salmonidae
Product: carnitine O-palmitoyltransferase 1, muscle isoform-like
Exons: 6
Biological process (GO): long-chain fatty acid transport; carnitine metabolic process; fatty acid metabolic process
Cellular component (GO): mitochondrion
Molecular function (GO): carnitine O-palmitoyltransferase activity
Source: RefSeq, a predicted model, not a curated record
GUGAGUGAUUGGUGGGAGGAGUACAUCUACCUGAGAGGCAGGAGUCCCAUCAUGGUCAACAGUAACUUCUACGCCAUGGAUCUGCUGUACGUGAUUCCCACACACAGACAGGCAGCUCGGGCAGGGAAUGUGGUUCACGCUAUGCUGCAGUACCGACGCAAACUAGAGAGAGGAGAACAUGCACCGUUGAGGGCUCUGGGGGUGUUGCCCAUGUGUUCCUAUCAGAUGGAGAGGAUGUUCAACACCACACGUAUCCCUGGCAUAGAGACAGACUUUGUUCAGCACCUGAGUGACCGGAAGCACCUGGUGGUGUACCAUAAGGGCCGCUUCUUUAAGGUGUGGCUGUACUACGGGGGACUCAUCUGUCAUAGCAUAUCCCGUGGUCUCACUAAGGCGACCUUGGCGUACAGCUCUCAAGAUCUCACGCUUAGUCAGAGUCGUAACCGUGCAGCCCUCAUCAUCAAGAGGCUGACGGAGAAGGCUGUACGUCUACUUAAUGCCUCCAAGAGAGGCUUGCGCUUAACACCACUGGCUGAAGUACUUCAACGACGCCCUCAGCCCAAGGACUCUGGAGAGGAUAACGAGGCGACCCAGGUUCUGAAGUUCCACAGCGCUGUGGCUCUGUGCUUGAUCGCUCGCAGGGCCAUCCUACUGGAACCAUGA